Dichomitus squalens LYAD-421 SS1 is the source of this 2434-nucleotide messenger RNA. Its product is annotated as TPR-like protein. Gene Ontology annotation, biological process: spliceosomal complex assembly; mRNA splicing, via spliceosome. The annotation marks the transcript as partial. NCBI's taxonomy places the organism in Eukaryota, Fungi, Basidiomycota, Agaricomycetes, Polyporales, Polyporaceae. Gene Ontology annotation, molecular function: protein binding. Gene Ontology annotation, cellular component: post-mRNA release spliceosomal complex; U2-type catalytic step 2 spliceosome; Prp19 complex. The transcript has 9 exons. The record is from RefSeq and is a predicted model, not a curated record.
CGAUGCAGGACGGAAGAGCCCCCAGAAUCAAGAACAGGGCACCGGCGGCCAUCCAAGUCACCGCCGAGCAACUCCUCCGCGAUGCCCAAGAGCGACAGGAGUCGCAGUUCCGUGCACCAAAACAGCGCGUCGAGGACUUUGAGGAGCUCCACGAGUACCGCGGCCGCAAACGAGAGGAGUUCGAGAAGCGCAUUCGGCAGACGCGAUCGAGCAUCAAGGAAUGGCUUCAAUAUGCGAACUGGGAGGCUAGCCAGGGCGAAUUCGCCCGUGCUCGCUCGGUAUUCGAGCGUGCCCUCGACGUCGACCCUCGCAGCGUCCAGCUAUGGCUCUCGUACACCGAGAUGGAGCUCAAAGGCCGCAACGUCCAGCACGCUCGCAACCUGUUCGACCGUGCCGUCACUCUCCUUCCCCGCAUCGACCAGCUCUGGUACAAGUACGUCUACCUCGAGGAGCUCCUCCAAAACGUGCCUGGCGCGCGCCAGGUGUUCGAGCGGUGGAUGCAGUGGGAGCCCGACGACAAGGCCUGGCAGGCGUACAUCAAGCUGGAGCAGCGGUACCAGGAGCUGGACAGGGCCAGCGCCAUCUACGAGCGGUGGGUCGCCGUCAGGCCCGAGCCGCGGGUGUGGGUCAAGUGGGGCAAGUUCGAGGAGGAGCGGGGGAGACUGGACAAGGCGCGGGAGGUCUUCCAGACCGCUUUGGAGUUCUUUGGGGACGACGAGGAGCAGAUCGAGAAGGCGCAGGCGGUCUUCAACGCGUUUGCGAAGAUGGAGACGAGGCUGAAGGAGUACGAGCGGGCGAGGGUGAUCUACAAGUUCGCCCUGUCGCGCCUGCCUCGUUCAAAAUCUGGCUCGCUGUAUGCUGCAUACACGAAGUUCGAGAAGCAGCACGGUACGCGGACCACGCUGGAAUCCACGGUGCUCGGCAAAAGGCGCAUACAGUACGAAGAGGAGCUACAGCACGAUGGCCGGAACUACGACGUGUGGUUCGAUUAUGCCCGCCUGGAGGAGGGCGCUCUGCGGGACGUUCGGGAGGAGGGCGCCACUGCGGAGGAGGAAGAGCGCGCAGCAAACCGAGUGCGAGAGGUGUAUGAGAGGGCGGUUGCCCAAGUCCCGCCCGGAGGCGAGAAGCGACAUUGGCGGAGGUACAUAUUCUUGUGGCUGUUUUAUGCUCUAUUCGAGGAGACGGAAACGAAGGAUUUUGAACGAGCACGACAAAUCUACGAGACUGCCAUCCGAGUUGUGCCUCACAAGCAGUUCACAUUCGCGAAGCUGUGGAUCAAUUUUGCGCGCUUUGAGGUCCGGCGGCUUCAGCUGGCCGCUGCGCGGAAGAUUCUGGGGACGGCCAUUGGGAUGUGUCCCAAGGAAGCGCUUUUCAAGGGCUACAUUCAGCUCGAGUUUGACGUGAGCAUUUCAAAGUUGGUAGUGCGCAUACUAUACUCAUACAGGAACUACCUGCAGCUCCGUGAGUUUGACCGGGUGCGAACGCUGUACGAGAAGUACAUCGAGGUAAGGAUGUUUCCCCGUUAUACCCGGCUCUUCUCUAACGCGAGGCACAAGUUCGACCCCACAAACUCGGCUGCUUGGAUCAAGUACGCGGAGCUCGAGACACAGCUUGAGGAUUUCGCCCGGGUUCGCGCAAUCUACGAGCUCGGCAUAUCGCAGACCGCGCUUUCCAUGCCUGAGCUACUCUGGAAAGCAUACAUCGACUUCGAGACGGAGGAGGGCGAGCGCGAGAAGGCUCGUGACUUGUACGAACGGCUCGUGCAGCUCAGCGGACACGUCAAGGUAUGGAUCUCGUAUGCGACAUUCGAGGCCGAGCCGAUCCCUGUUCCGCGUGCGAUGCGCGAGGAAGCGGAGGAAGAGGAGGAGGAAGAAGUGCCAAUGGUCGAGGGGGACCCGGUACGCGCCAGGCAAGUCUUCGAGCGCGGUUAUAAGGACCUCAAGAGCAAGGGCUUGAAACACGAGCGCGUCGUUCUGCUCGAGAUUUGGAAGGCGUUCGAGGAGAAGUACGGCGCAGCAGAGGAUGUCGUGAAGGUCCAGGGCAUGAUGCCUAUCACCAGCAAGCGGCGGAUCGUAGACAAAGAGACGGGCCAGACGGUCGAAGAUUGGGACAUUGUCUUCGCCGACGACGAGCGGGAAUCCAACCCGACAUCGUUCAAGUUUCUCCAGAUGGCACACGCCUGGAAAGCCGCACAAGCAAAAUCUGGUGGCGGGCCGUCGGCUGCCCCCUUGUCCGGGUUCGUGGCCGCGGCCAAUGCCUCAGCCGCUAGUUCAAAUACUACAGGGAAGGAUGGAGAGGACAACCCACGUGGCCAUGAUGAUGGUCACAGCGAUGUCGCGAGCUCUAAUGGUGGAGAUGACUAGCGUGCGGCAGGAUGUAUUUCUAUAUGUUGCUCCAUGUCAUAGUAUGUGUUUGGUCUUAUGAUGAUAGGGUG